AUGGAUCCUAAUCAGAUAAACCACGCCCAGGCCUGGGCAUGGGAGCUUCACCAGCAACAGAUGGCUGGCAAAACAAGUGAAGAUGGAUUUGGAAAACCACCCUUCCAAUAUCCCACAGAACCAGGCGCCCCCAUGCCUAACAACCCCAUCUUCUUCAACGUGCCUGAUCAAGGCAUGAACUUAAACAACAUGCCUCUUUAUAAUAAUCUCCCUCAGUACCGGCAGUUGACACCGGGUGAUGUUCAAAUGGGUACGGAACUACGGCCCCCCAUGCAAACUCCCAUGGACGUCAAUACCGGUAUUUUCAUGCAGAAUCCUCUCCCUGUUGAGCAAUUGAUGCAAACCCCUACGGGGAUGAGCAUGGAUCUCGAUAAUCCUGUCACAGGUGCACACGAUUUACCAGAAAUUCCCGAUCACUUGGCCGUCCCGUCGUUGGAAGAUCCUAAAUUCGACCCAUCAGGAUCAAUUCUUCCACAGUCUACAACGCACAAUCAUUCAACUCAACAGGGCUUAUUGGGGCAGCUUCCGAGUAUCCCUAUGCCUGAGAAGUCACUGUUUAUGCAGCCUAUGAUCCCGCCACGCGGUAUGCCGCAGAACGUCUUUAUGAUGUUGCAACAAAAGCAGCUGCAGCAACAACAGAUCCAGAAUUGGCAAAUGGGUGGGUUCAACCCGCCUUCUGGCCUACAUAUGCAAUCAAUGCAGCAACCAUUCAUGCAGGGGCAUCAAAUGGGGAUACCACCGAUGAACAUGUCACCCAUGCAGAUGUCACCCAUGCAGAUGUCACCCAUGCAGAUGCCACAAAUGCCUACGCCUGGAACUCCACAGAUGCAAUCGGGUAUGCGUAUGUCGCCGUCACCGGUGGGUACUCCACCUAACCCAACCCGACAAGUCCGGUUCCAAGGGGUUUCGGACGUCAACCCUCCAAACAACGUUUUCAGCCCGAACCCUGGUGGCCCGAAUAACAAUAUGGCUACUCUACGGAGACUGCCAAACGGUACGUUAGCUCCGCAGCGAAAAAUCAUCCGCAAACAUAUUACGGGGAACCCUACACCGGUGCCGCCAAAUGCCCCGCAAGUCCCCAAAGCAGUGGUCCAGAUCUCACAAGAGCCUUUCUCACGCACCUUCCCACCUAACGUUCCACACGAAAACCUUAAAAAAGGCGACGAAGCACCAUCAAACGGGCAGUAUCCGGGAGGGAAAAUGACAGUUAAGGAUCACCAGGAAUAUCGUAGCAAUAUGGUGUACCUCGGAAAACCGAUUGGUCAGCCUAAAGACCGUAUUCCUGCACCAUUGCGGCACCUAGGGCCAGUCCCACAGUUUUAUAGUGAUCCGGAUGACUUUAAUGCGGUUAAGGAUCACCUUAAUACUCUCACCGACUGGACAAACCAAUAUGUUCGCACCGCCUUGAACACUAUCGCACGUUAUAAUACUCACACCGAGAACCUUACGAAGCAACUGAAAGGGCUCGAAUUGGAAAAGAAGCAUAUCAUAGACGCGGUCCAGCAGGUCCAUAAAGACCAAAACAUGAGCAUUCCUGAUUUCAUACGCAAUACCAAAAUAAGUAUCAACAAACUAGAAGAAGCCGUUGAUCUUCUCAACUAUCACCACAAAGGAUGUGCGAAAGCGCCGAAAGCCUUAGAGACCCUCAAUUCUGUGGCGGCGAGAGAUAAAACCGAGUUUGAGUUACAAAAAGAGAUGGCCGACAGGCGGAUGGUAGAAUUAGAGACCGUUAAGCAUGCAGUACGCGAGAGGGAUAAAACCCUCCAGACCAAAGAGGACGAUUUGAGACAAGCGAAGGACCUCAUUGUGACUUACCAAGUCCAAAUCCAGGAACUAGUCAACAAGGAUAACUUCAACGACGUCGCUAAGGUCCAGGUUCUGCAACAACUGACGGAUACGCGGGAGGCUGCGACGAAACUCGAGCAAAGAUACCUCGAACUCUUCGAAAAGGCAAAGGGGAUGUCGAAGGAGGUACAGGCGCUGAGAACCAUAACCGGGUGGAUCGCAGAAACCCCUGAUCAGUCUGAGGGAGAACAUGAAGAUCUGACAGAAAAUAACUUGUCCUCCAGAUAUCAGGUGCUUCUAGAGAACAGUAAGUUCAUCGUGAAUGAGAAUGCAAAGUUGAAGGAGCAGGUGAAGGCUAGAACGAGUAUUUUCGAGUUGCAGGCAGAGUACGAUAAGCUGAAGGCCGAGAAGGCCGAGUUAGAGAUAGCUCUUGGGGGUAUCAAGAACAUCCGAGAACUUAAAAUGAAGACAACGGCUGUAGAGAAGGCACUUAUGAAGGCGAAAACUACCUGGAACGCGGAGAAGGCGCGCCUUCGGCGUGACCUAGACCAGUGUCGGGAGAUCAUCAGUCAUCUAAAGAAGCAACAGGGUGGCUCAACAAAACAGCAGAAGGAUCAUGAAGAAGCGAUCAAAGGCUUGCAAGCCAAAAAUCUGGAAGCCGAACAGGACCGGCAGAGGGUCCAGGAGGACUUUGACAAGUUAAAAUACGAGUAUGAGAAGUUCCUGGAAGAGAAGAAACAGAUUGAGGAGAAAACCACCAAGCUAAUGGAAAUCCAUAAGCUGGUGUUGGUGGAAAAUGCGAGCCUGAAGGAGAGGAGGCUCGCAAGACAAAUUGAAAUAGAGGCCUUGAAGAAAAGGUUGAAGGAAGGGGGGCCAGAGAAGAUAAUUAGGGUAGAGGCGCCGGGGUCGAAGAAGGGGCACGAGUGCCUCCUAACGAGGGGGGAGCUGAUGGAAGUCUUGAGCCAAGAUGAUUUUAGGGAGUACAUGCACUCCUACCUCAAGGCGGUGGGGCACGUCAAGGGAUAG
Molecule: messenger RNA, 2811 nt
Organism: Orbilia oligospora ATCC 24927
Lineage: Eukaryota; Fungi; Ascomycota; Orbiliomycetes; Orbiliales; Orbiliaceae
Exons: 2
Coding region: 1-2811 (936 amino acids)
Source: RefSeq, a predicted model, not a curated record